GGUUCGGUUCGGAUUGCUGCGGGUCGGCUCUCCUAGGGGAGCGUCUGCGGGGUGGGGAAAACCGUCGGUCUGGCAGCCGCAGAACGCCCGCCUGCACCGAGGCCUGCGCGUGGCUCACACGGGUUUGUUUGUUAAACUUGUGCUGCAGAGGGUACUAAAAAUAAUUCCGCUUCGGGGCUGCCCAAAACCUAGUGUUAACUGAAGCUGAAAUGUGGAAUUGUGUGCGGCAGCGUAUGCGGGACUCCGGUGAGAGGCGUGCAGAGCUGGAAUGUCCUCCGCAGGAGCAUCUCCAAAAGAGGCUGGUUUAGAACUGGGGAAGCAGUGUUGCUGCUGGGUCUGACUGCUGGUGAUGCGGUUCAAGGUUGUGUGUGGUGAUAAAGGGUGACGCGCGCCCUGACCUAAGUGAACUGUAUUUCAAGAAUCUUUCAAAACAGAAACAAAAAGAAGACAUGGAGAAGAAUGGAAACAACCACAAACUUCGUGUUUGUGUUGCUACCUGCAACCGUGCUGAUUAUUCAAAAUUAGCUCCUAUUAUGUUUGGUAUUAAGGCAGAACCACAGUUCUUUGAGCUUGAUGUCGUAGUGCUUGGUUCCCACUUGAUUGAUGAUUAUGGUAACACUUAUCGCAUGAUUGAACAAGAUGACUUCGAUAUUCAUACAAGAUUGCACACUAUUGUGAGAGGGGAGGAUGAGGCAGCCAUGGUGGAAUCAGUAGGCCUCGCAUUAGUGAAGUUACCAGAUGUCCUGAACCGCCUGAAACCUGACAUAAUGAUAGUUCAUGGUGACAGAUUUGAUGCUUUGGCACUAGCCACAUCUGCAGCCCUGAUGAAUAUUCGCAUUCUUCACAUUGAAGGUGGGGAAGUCAGUGGGACCAUUGACGACUCUAUUAGACAUGCUAUCACCAAACUUGCCCAUUACCACGUGUGCUGCACAAGGAGUGCAGAGCAGCAUUUGAUAGCCAUGUGUGAAGACCACGAUCGCAUCCUUUUAGCAGGCUGUCCUUCAUAUGACAAGCUUCUCUCUGCCAAAAAUAAGGACUACAUGAGUGUUAUACGUGUAUGGCUAGGUGAAGAUGUUAAACCCAGAGAUUAUAUAGUUGCUCUGCAACAUCCUGUAACCACAGAUAUUAAACAUUCCAUAAAGAUGUUUGAACUGACACUAGAUGCGCUCAUUUCCUUUAACAAGAGAACGCUUGUUCUAUUCCCCAAUGUAGACGCAGGAAGCAAAGAGAUGGUUCGGGUGAUGAGGAAAAAGGGCAUUGAACAUCAUCCCAAUUUUCGGGCAGUGAAGCAUGUCCCAUUUGACCAGUUCAUUCAGCUAGUUGCCCAUGCUGGUUGUAUGAUUGGUAACAGCAGUUGUGGUGUCAGAGAAGUGGGAGCAUUUGGCACACCUGUUAUCAACUUGGGGACACGCCAGACAGGAAGAGAAACAGGUGAAAAUGUUCUUCAUGUUCGUGAUGCUGACACACAGGAUAAAAUUCUGCAUGCGCUACAGCUCCAGUUUGGUAAGCAGUAUCCAUGCUCAAAAAUAUAUGGUGAUGGUAAUGCUGUUCCAAGGAUUUUGAAGUUCCUUAAAUCUAUUGACCUCAAAGAGCCAUUGCAAAAGAAAUUCUGUUUUCCUCCUGUCAAAGAUAAUAUUUCUCAAGAUAUAGACCACAUUCUAGAGACACAGAGUGCUUUGGCUGUGGACUUAGGUGGAACAAAUCUCCGAGUAGCAAUUGUCAGUAUGAAGGGUGAAAUAGUUAAGAAGUAUACCCAGCUCAACCCUAAAACUUAUGAAGACAGACUAGAUCUAAUUCUAAAGAUGUGUGUAGAAGCUGCAUCGGAGGCAGUAAAUCUGAACUGCAGAAUUUUGGGAGUAGGUAUUUCCACAGGUGGACGUGUAAACCCUCGAGAAGGAAUUGUGCUUCACUCCACAAAGCUCAUUCAGGAGUGGAGCUCUGUAGAUCUCAGAACCCCAAUAUCUGAUGCUCUGCACUUGCCAGUCUGGGUGGACAACGAUGGAAACUGUGCUGCUCUAGCAGAAAGGAAAUUUGGUCAUGGAAAAGGAAUAGAAAAUUUUGUAACACUCAUCACUGGUACAGGAAUUGGAGGUGGAAUCAUACAUCAACAUGAAUUGAUCCAUGGCAGUUCUUUCUGUGCUGCUGAGCUUGGGCAUAUUGUAGUAUCUUUAGAUGGACCAGAGUGCCUGUGUGGUAGCCAAGGAUGUAUAGAAGCGUAUGCCUCUGGAAUAGCAUUACAGAGAGAAGCUAAGAAACUGCAUGACGAGGAUCUGCUUUUAGUAGAAGGAAUGUCAAUGAAGAAUGAAGAGGUUGUUAGUGCUGCACAUCUCAUUCAAGCAGCUAAACUUGGAAACACAAAGGCAGAAAGCAUUCUCAGAACAGCUGGUACAGCAUUAGGACUUGGAGUUGUGAACAUUCUGCACACCAUGAACCCCUCCCUUGUGAUCCUUUCUGGAGUUCUAGCCAGCCACUAUAUUAAUGCUGUCAAAGAUGUGAUACAUCGACAGGCUCUGUCAUCUGUUAAAACUGUGGAUGUGGUGGUCUCAAAUCUAGCAGACCCUGCUCUUCUUGGAGCUGCUAGCCUGGUACUGGAUUAUACUACCCGUAGAAUAUACUAGGUGCCUGGAAGAAUUACAGAAAUGAACUAUUCAUAUUCCUUAUGGGUGGAGGGAAUACUUUGCCCAAAAUCUUUUUUUGACCAGAGCAGCUACAGAAUCAGAGUAAUGAUGUUCUAAAUAGUUAGUGACUACAUUUCCUAAUUGAGGUAUUAGCUUUUUGUAGUUUUUCUAAAUUUCAUCAAAAUUCGUAGGAACUAUUGUGCAAUUCUGUUGAUUUUAAUCACCUCAAAGCCCAGAGUAGGCUUUAAGUGUAGCUGAAUUAUUUAUGAGCGUAUCUUGAUGUAAGGUAGGGAAUAUGUGUAUUGUGUCAAAUUAUAGCUAAUACUUGGGGAUCCAGUUCUCAUUUUUCACCUUUGUGAAAUGAGAAGUCUACAAUGUGACCAGCUUUUCGAUUUACAGGUUUCCACCCACACAGUAAAUAGGAUACAAUCACCAACAGCAGGUGUUAGUUUCUGUAAGUGGAAACAACAGAAGGUGCCUCCGCAAACAAAGCUCUAUUUAGAAGUGGUUUGUGAAGGACUUGGAGGAUACAGUUAUUUAUUACAUCGCCGUUAGAGGGCAGAGUCCCAUUUUAGAAGCUUUGCAUAUGAAGGAGAAAGAUGUCUCGUGAGCUUGCACGCUGCAAGAGCAGUCCAAACAAACUGACAAGUGUAGCAGUGUUCACCUUUGUGUUCUGGCUACAGCCCGCAGUAAGUAUUUUUAUUUUUGAGGUUGAAUUUCAUUUUAAUGGGUAUUCUCAAGGGACUUAGUCUACCACUUUGUCUCCCAAAUUAGCAGAGGGGACUUUAUUCUUCAGUGGCCAGUUAUCUGACAGCCAAUAAUGUGGUAUAUAUAAGCAUAAAGACUGCCUCUUGAGAAAUCUCAUUCACUGCAGAGUGACUUAGCGCAUCUCCUCAGCAGUGCUGGGGAUGCAGGUGAAGUGUCAGUGAUGUCCUGCAUUUACCAUCAACUCAUAGGAUGGAAAGUUAAAUCUGAGCCUCGUCCUCACAAGGUAUUUAUUAGCCUUGGAGCAGCUAACCUUAAAGGCUUGCCUUGUUAAAAAACAGUUUAUAUGACACUCUGGAAAUUUUUACAGGAAACAUUCUGAGAGAGAGAGAGGGCUUUUCUGGGACCUGCAUAGAGGCCAAAGAUCACACAGUGUACUGUGUGCAUUUAAGGAAGGCAGGUUUCUUUAGCUUUAAGUCUUUAUUUGAUACAUAGUUCUGUCUCUAUUGAUCUGCUUUUUGGCAUGCUUUCAAGAUGCUGUAAUACUGACAAUUACUUGACACAAGAAGAAACUUAAAAACAGGACAGUGUAAGUGGUCAGCUAUCCCAGAAAAAAGACAGCAGCCAGAGAAACAAUCUUGUAUCCUGGCAUUUAAUGAAUCAUCUACUCCAUAGUGAGGAUAUACUGGCUCUUAACCUUUGCUAAGUUGCAUCAGGCUUUAUGUGUUCCUUUUCAUUAGUGUCUGGAUUUAGUUGAUGGGUUCCUUCACUAACUAGGACUAGACUAGACUAACU
Lagopus leucura (white-tailed ptarmigan) is the source of this 4118-nucleotide messenger RNA. Its product is annotated as bifunctional UDP-N-acetylglucosamine 2-epimerase/N-acetylmannosamine kinase. Gene Ontology annotation, biological process: UDP-N-acetylglucosamine metabolic process. The transcript is spliced from 13 exons. Gene Ontology annotation, molecular function: hydrolase activity, hydrolyzing O-glycosyl compounds; UDP-N-acetylglucosamine 2-epimerase activity; N-acylmannosamine kinase activity. The record is from RefSeq and is a predicted model, not a curated record. The coding region runs from base 450 to 2618 and encodes 722 amino acids. NCBI's taxonomy places the organism in Eukaryota, Metazoa, Chordata, Aves, Galliformes, Phasianidae.